Molecule: messenger RNA, 603 nt
Organism: Octopus sinensis (East Asian common octopus)
Lineage: Eukaryota; Metazoa; Mollusca; Cephalopoda; Octopoda; Octopodidae
Product: E3 ubiquitin-protein ligase MIB2-like
Exons: 4
Coding region: 76-450 (124 amino acids)
Biological process (GO): protein ubiquitination
Cellular component (GO): cytoplasm
Molecular function (GO): ubiquitin-protein transferase activity
Source: RefSeq, a predicted model, not a curated record
UCUGUUCAGUUGGAUAUUCAAAACAAUCAGAAAAGGACACCAUUGCUUGAAGCCGUUUCCCAGUGUCACCUCGGAAUGACACACCUGUUAAUAGCCCUGGGUGCAGACAUAAAUGCUGUUGAUGGUGAAGGUAACAGCUGUUUGCACCUAGCCAUGGCAACAGAAAAGUUUAAUUCCGAGGGUGCACCCUUGGAUUUACUAAACGAAUGCUGCACUGCCCUUAACCUGAAAGAGGAUGAAAUGCUCUCUGGUGUAGUGGUUGCGAGAUAUCUCGCCAGCCAGGGAGCGGACUUUCACCAUAAAAACAACAAAAAUAACACACCAUUGGACCUCAUUAAGGACCCAAAUUUGAGAAGAAAAUUAAAAGCGUUUUACCACCACAAUGUUUGUUGUGCAGAAAUAAAGAGGCCACAACAAAAGUUCAUCCCUGUGACACCUUCUGACAUGUGAAGAAUGUUCAAACGUUCCACUUAAACGAUGCCUGAGGUGUUUGAAACCUGUAACAAGCAGAGGUCGAGUUGGGGCUCCAAAGUCUGAAGACAGUGUGUAAAAAAGAGGCUACAUGUCAGGAAUUAGGGGCUUGCAUCUCAGGCAAUUGGUGAG